Callorhinchus milii (elephant shark) is the source of this 1102-nucleotide messenger RNA. RefSeq lists its product as uncharacterized. Bases 320 to 1102 code for a protein of 260 amino acids. Lineage: Eukaryota; Metazoa; Chordata; Chondrichthyes; Chimaeriformes; Callorhinchidae. The transcript is spliced from 6 exons. The record is from RefSeq and is a predicted model, not a curated record.
UAGAGAGCGUGGCGAUGAAACCAUUUACUGGCACAUCCCCAUUUGCACAGUGAUUUUAUUUCAUAAUGAAUUCUAUGCAGUGACUUACCAGCCUGUCACUGUGGGCUGAAGAGGGGAAGAGAGACUGAUGCAAUACAGGCGAGAGGAGGAAAGAACAUCACCUGGGCUUUAGGGAGUCCCAGACUAUCAACUGCCAGGUACUUAUCUUCAUUUCACAAAUUACUCUUGGUGCACAUAAUGGACAAAGCAGAUGAACUGACUAAGCAGAUUUUAUCCAGCUGCUGGAUGUGAAGCACUGCUCCACUGCAGGAUUCAGAAGAUGAAAAACAAGACGAUAGCUGGCUUUUCUGUCACCAAAUGCUCUGCAUUUCAGUUUUUCAAAAAACGGGUAAGAAGAUGGAUGAGGAGCCCCAAGGUCAGUGUGGACAAAUAUCAGCCAGCACAUAUGAGGAAUUCAGAUACAUUUGUAAGCACCCCAACUCAAAAAGAUGCAGAGCCACAGCUGUGGUGCCAGUCUCAUUGUCAAGAAUGUCACCUAUGUCAAGUAAUUGCUAAUACUCCAGAUGUGGAAGAAUGUGCCCACACAAAAGCUAGAAGCUGUAAAGUGAACAAUUCAACAAAGGGUAGAAGAUGGAAGAAGACUGAAAGAUUCAACACAGACUCAGUAGUUGGAAGAAAGUGGAAUGAUCCAGACUUGCUUACACCUAGGGUGGACAAAGUCACAAAGGAAUCACAAUGUUACCAUGGGAAUAUCACCCAUAAAUCCGAUGGAUCGAGGGAAAUCAGAAAGGGCUCUAAGGGAAAGAAACAAUGUCAAGAUGAACAUGUGAAACGUCGCUCAGAGAAACACUUUAUGGACAACUUUGACUCAGAAUUCUCACUCUCCACUUGUGUGAAAGUUCAUUUCUUCAAUAUCUCCCCCUUGAUCUACCACUCUGCUCAAUGGCAGCUACUUUCAUGCCUCUCCAAAUAUCUUUUGGGGGUGUUUGAUAUCUCUGUUUUUGAGGCUUCCCUGAGUAAUUGUGCAAAUGAGCAGCUGAGUUUGUUCAGUUUUGUACUAAAGCUCUGGAUUGAUGCUUCCAAACUUAUUUCCUUAAUGUGA